GGUCAGCUAGUUAACUAUAUUAAAUCCGGGCGCCCCUCGUAGCGAAUCCAAAACAAUCCAUUGAGAAGCGUCAAAUAGAUCAAUACCUCUGUGUUAACGAGUUUCCACCGAAUUCGUCCGUGAUAAAAUGCAUGAUUUAGCCUUGUCGAUACUAUGGAUUUUUACCUUGCUGCUCCCGGAAGUAAUUGGUUUCCAGAAAGAGAUGACUAUUAUCAUUUCACCGGGUGGAAAAGACUGCUUCCAUGAGAAUGGUCAAGCGGGCCAGACAGUUGAUAUAGACUACCAAGUGAUUGAUGGUUCCCACGGUGAUCUGGAUAUAAACUUCGAUCUUUCGGACUCUACUGGGAGAAUCAUAUUUGCGGAUUAUAAAAAAUCUGAUAACAUUCAUCGCCACAAGCUACCACAAGACACAGAGCUAACGUUCUGUUUCAACAACGAAUUCAGUCGUAUCAAUAGUAAAACUGUGUUUUUCGAGUUAAUUAUCGAAAAAGAAGAUGAGGAUGCCGGCUGGAGUAAUUUCGAUAUUUUGGAGGGUUUGAGCCCGGAAGAGUUCUACGACAUGAAGGUGCAAGAUAUUGAAGAUAUUAUCAAGCGCGUGAGGAACAAUCUCACAAAGGCUAGACAAUUUCAGGAUAUCUUGCGUUCGCACGAAGCGCGUGAUCGUAAUAUAGCGGAGGAAAAUUACUUCAAAGUGAACGCCUGGUCCUUCUUCCAGAUUUUUAUCAUGAUUAGCGUUGGGUUUCUACAGGUGGUCAUGGUGAAAAGUCUUUUCGAUACCCAAUCCAAGGCACAUAGAAUCUGGAGUAAAAUGUGAAAUGUACAUUAUUCCUUAUGUCAAGUCUCACUUCUUACAUCGGUCUCCCAUUACACGAGUUGGUUAGCUAUCGUAAUUAAUUAUGCGAAACAUCGGUGAAAGUGCCAUAAAAAGGGCGAAGUAUAAUUAGAAGCAAAGAUAAAAUCUUAUGAAUACCAAAGCAAUUGUAAGUAAGCAUGUGAAAUCAAGAAUUGGGCCGCAUCCUGCCUGUUUUAAAUAAAACGUUCUCUCUUAUGAA
Toxorhynchites rutilus septentrionalis is the source of this 1052-nucleotide messenger RNA. RefSeq names its product transmembrane emp24 domain-containing protein 1 (gene opm). The record is from RefSeq and is a predicted model, not a curated record. The transcript is spliced from 3 exons. Lineage: Eukaryota; Metazoa; Arthropoda; Insecta; Diptera; Culicidae. Gene Ontology annotation, cellular component: endoplasmic reticulum; COPII-coated ER to Golgi transport vesicle; Golgi apparatus. The coding region runs from base 128 to 814 and encodes 228 amino acids. Gene Ontology annotation, biological process: Golgi organization; endoplasmic reticulum to Golgi vesicle-mediated transport; intracellular protein transport.